Messenger RNA from Cololabis saira (Pacific saury), 1486 nucleotides. It is a transcript of the gene lysmd1, whose product is annotated as LysM, putative peptidoglycan-binding, domain containing 1. The record is from RefSeq and is a predicted model, not a curated record. The transcript has 3 exons. NCBI's taxonomy places the organism in Eukaryota, Metazoa, Chordata, Actinopteri, Beloniformes, Belonidae. The coding region runs from base 220 to 894 and encodes 224 amino acids.
CGCCUUCAGCUGAUCUCACGAGGCAUGAAAACAUCGGUGUGGUUUAGUUGACAAGUUCAGCAUGUUUAACUCCUGAUUAAGACUUUAUACUCGCGUAUUACCAGUUUACCAGAGUUAUUACGUGUUAACUAGAAGACAGCGGAUCCUCUCGCGAUGUUGGCGGCGUUGAUGGUUGUUCGGGGCCGGAUUUCCCCUCCGUCCUCGGGGCUGGAGGCUUAAAUGCUGCUGGAGAUGUCCGGAGAUCGAGCUCCGUCCUGCGGGGCCGGCGGGGCCCCCGGCGGCCUCCUGCGGGGCAGCAGGACCCGGUCCUACGGGAGUCUGGUCCGGUCCCCGCUCAGUCCCCGGCAGAGCCGCAUCCAGCACCAGCUGCAGCCCGGGGAGACGCUGCAGGGGCUGAGCCUGAAGUACGGGGUGUCUAUGGAGCAAAUCAAAAGAGCAAACAGGCUAUACACCAAUGAUUCAAUAUUCCUGAAGAAGUCCUUGUCAAUCCCUGUAAUGUCAGACUUGGAUGGUUGCAGCAACGGGGUGGAUUUGUCUGAGGAGGACUGUGACGGCGUUGGCAGCUCGGUUCAGAAUGGGCCGACAGGAAGCUCCAGUGAGGAGAAGCAGAGAGCGUCAGACCUCACUCCUGUGGAUUUUUUGAAGAGGUUGGAUGAACUGAUAAGUCAGUCCAAGCAGGCUGCGGUGAGAGGAUGCCAGGAUGCAGAGAAAAGGGUUGCAGCCCUGGAAGGAGCUUGCUCCAGCAGGACGUCAGAUUGGCGGCCGCUAACAAGGUCUCAGAGUCUGAUGUCGUCCUCCAGACCCCAGCAGGCUGCACACGGAGCCAUACCCCUCACUAUCACCAAACUCACCAAGAAAGUCAAGGAGAGGGAAGAUGAGAUCUUUGAACUGUGACAUAAUUCAUUCUUUUGUCUCAAUCUGCUCAUUAAAUUAAUUUUCUCAGAAAGCCACGUUACAGGGAUUCCACUCCAGGACCAGAGAGCGUUACAGGCAAAGAAAGCUGAUAAUUGUACUGCAGCUGAAUUAACUUCAGCAUGCAUUUUCUGACUUUUAAUUAAAGUUCUACAAUAUAGCAUCUUAUUUUUUACAUGUAGCAACGUACUGUAAAUUUUGAAAAGCCUUAUAUGGCAAAAGCCGUGUUUGGCUUGUUCUCACAUUCAGGAAAUAACAUGAAAUGUUAGUCAUAUAACUGCGUGUAUGGUAGACAUGGAAAGAGGUUUGCAUGUAAUUCUGCAUCUAAUUUUUCUAACUAAAUCCUUAGGCCAGCGGAUGUUGUUACAUACAUUAUUCACUGCAAUGAUAACACUGUAAUUAUAUAGUUAUAAUUAUAACACAGUAAUUAUAACCAUGCAAAAAGGGUUUCUUGACACUGGUAAUGUAGCCAAAAUAUAUGAAAAAGAGGAUUUUGUUUGGGAUAUUUUCACAGUAAUUUUAUUUGUUAGGUCCUGUAUUUGACUUCAUGUAUGUUUUGUAUAGUUAGUUUUUU